Molecule: messenger RNA, 910 nt
Organism: Tinamus guttatus (white-throated tinamou)
Lineage: Eukaryota; Metazoa; Chordata; Aves; Tinamiformes; Tinamidae
Gene: IMPA1
Product: inositol monophosphatase 1
Biological process (GO): signal transduction; phosphatidylinositol phosphate biosynthetic process; inositol metabolic process
Molecular function (GO): inositol monophosphate 1-phosphatase activity
Source: RefSeq, a predicted model, not a curated record
AAAAAUAUCCAUAAUCCUUUAAAUGUUGUUGUAUCUCUUAGGCUAAGAAAAGAUGGCUGAUCCUUGGCAAGAAUGCAUGGAUUAUGCAGUUACUUUAGCAAAGAAAGCUGGAGAAAUAAUCCGUGGAGCACUCAAAGAAGAAAUAUCUGUUAUGACUAAAAGUUCACCAGUAGAUCUAGUGACAGAAACAGAUCAAAAAGUAGAAAACUUCAUUAUUUCUUUGAUAAAAGAAAAGUAUCCUUCUCACAGUUUCAUUGGAGAAGAAUCUGUUGCAGCUGGAGAAGGCAGCAUUUUGACAGCUAAUCCCACGUGGAUUAUAGACCCUAUUGAUGGAACUACGAACUUCGUACACAGGUUUCCAUUUGUGGCAGUUUCAAUUGGCUUUGUUGUAAACAAAGAGAUAGAAUUUGGAAUUGUGUACAGCUGUGUAGAAGACAAGAUGUACACUGCCAGGAAAGGAAAAGGUGCAUUUUGCAAUGGUCAGAAACUUAAAGUAUCAGGCCAACAAGACAUUACAAAAUCCCUUUUGGUAACAGAAUUGGGAUCAAAUCGGGAUCCAGAGACUAUAAAAAUAAUUCUUUCUAACAUGGAAAGACUUCUCAGUAUUCCUAUUCAUGGGAUAAGAGCUGUUGGUACUGCAGCUGUGAACAUGUGCCUUGUGGCAACAGGCGGAGCAGAUGCCUAUUACGAGAUGGGAAUUCACUGCUGGGAUAUGGCUGGGGCUGGAAUCAUUAUUACUGAAGCAGGUGGAGUACUGCUCGAUGUAUCAGGUGGACCGUUUGACUUGAUGUCUCGAAGAAUAAUUGCUGCAAGCAGUCGAGCUGUAGGAGAGAGAAUAGCUAAAGCACUUCAGAUAAUUCCUCUGAAACGGGAUGAUGCAGCAAACUGAAUACCAAAGCUACAACUUAAA